This is a messenger RNA of Anthonomus grandis grandis, 788 nucleotides long. RefSeq lists its product as uncharacterized. The record is from RefSeq and is a predicted model, not a curated record. Gene Ontology annotation, molecular function: chitin binding. Gene Ontology annotation, cellular component: extracellular region. Bases 136 to 642 code for a protein of 168 amino acids. The transcript has 4 exons. Lineage: Eukaryota; Metazoa; Arthropoda; Insecta; Coleoptera; Curculionidae.
GUCGUUCGUUUGUCGUCUUGCAGUAGAUUUUUGCAUUUUAUGCAAAACUGACUCAAGUUUAGACUAAAACGGACUUUUUUUGGUAAAACCACCGAAUUUUUGAACAAAUUUUACAUUAGGUCGAAAUACUGAAAAAUGGAAUUCUCCAAGAGAACUGUGGCUGUGAUACUUUACUUACAUUGUACAAUAGUAGCUUCAUCUCCGGUGAUUCCCAGCACUCGCCACGCCCUCUGUGACGUCACCAUGGAGGACCAAAACCUCCCGGACCAAUCCGAUUGUUCGAAAUACUUCCGGUGCGUGUACGGGACACUCGUACCGAAAAUCUGCCCGGAAAAAAUGCUCUUCAACCCCGGAAUCGGAAAUUGCGAUUUGUUUUAUAACGUGGACUGUAGUACCGCGCGUCGUUUAGACCGCGACGAGGAAAAAACAGUGGCGGAACUGGAGGGUGUACGCAGCACGACAUUUAGGAAAGUGAAAGAAUUCGUUGAUGACACCUCGACCGUCAUCAGCAGGUUCGUUUAUAUUCCGCAUGAGGAGUACGUGAACGCGUACUAUAAAAUUGAAAACGGAAAGAGGAGUUUGUUGUACUGCGAGGAGGGCAUGGUGUUCAGUGUGGAGCUGGAGAUUUGCGUUAAAAUGUAGAGUAAUUGAAACAAUUGUACUGAGGUUCUUUUGUACAAUUAUGACAGCACGUGACGUCGUUCGGAAGAGUUAUUGGAUCUGUGAUUGGUGGAAGCAUGAAGCAAUAAGAUUGUUAUAUUAAUGAUCUAAUAAAGUUUUUCGAUGUU